AUGUUACACAGUCAAAGCAUAUCUAAUAUGAACAAUACCAAAUCAUCUUCAAGCUUUUUAAAGUCUUUGAGAUCUAAGAAAUCAGAUACCAAUAUUAAAAACGGUUCUACCAAGAGCAAACGGAAUUCACGUCCUUUGAGUGCCAGUAUCUCCUCAUUCAAUCUUAAUAUAUCUCUGCCCAUAUUAACUUCCCAAAAAAGUUUUAUUGAAGACAAUAAAGAAAACCAAAAUGGUGUAAAGACAUUAAGACCUCGUUCAAGUGCUCCAAUUCUAGCUGAACAUCAAUCGAAAAAUCUUUCAUCACAAACAUUAUCACGUCCACCACUUUCUUCAAAACGAUAUUCAUCAUACUAUUCUACCAGUAGUCAAAUUAGCCCACAAACUGUUCAAUCACAGAUAGAUUCGAUAUUUGAUGAAUCUUCAGUACUAUAUGUUGAUUUGGAAAAUGAAGAAAAUUUGUCAUCAUCCAAUUCAUCGUUAUCAUCGAUAGUUAAUCAAGAUCAUACUUAUCUACAAAACAAAAUCCAUCGAUCAAUUAAUUCCUACAACUUGUCUGAUUUUGUAAAUCGAAUGAAUAGUAACAACAAUAACGAUAAUAAUGCCAAUGUGGAAAAAAAUAAGUCGUUUGAAUUGGACCAGUUGGCACAAUGGAAUGCCAGACUUACUGGAAUUAAUAAUGUUAAUAACAACGUUGGCGAAUUUGAAACUGAAUUCAAGUUGAUGGAAAGUAUCCUUGUUUUAUCAGUAACUAAUAAGAGUAGCCUUGCCGGUGUCUCUGCCAGAAAAAAUAUUCUUGCUGUUGACGAUUAUUCAAAUGUUUUCAAAUCAGAAGAUUACGUAGAAGAAGAUUUAAUAUUUAGUUUAUAG
Molecule: messenger RNA, 867 nt
Organism: Candida albicans SC5314
Lineage: Eukaryota; Fungi; Ascomycota; Pichiomycetes; Serinales; Debaryomycetaceae
Exons: 1
Coding region: 1-867 (288 amino acids)
Source: RefSeq, a predicted model, not a curated record